Coregonus sp. 'balchen' is the source of this 12023-nucleotide messenger RNA. Lineage: Eukaryota; Metazoa; Chordata; Actinopteri; Salmoniformes; Salmonidae. The record is from the annotation of a GenBank genome assembly.
AUGGACAUAACAAUACCUUACAGAAACAGUUUCUUCUCUUUCGCUCCUCUUUCAGACAUGAUCAGACAUGCCUCCACUGACUCCACCCCUAGUGACAGUGGCUCCACCCCUAGUGACAGCGGCUCUAGUCCCUCCCCCAGCACCCCUCAGAAGCUGCUCCCAUCAUGCACCUCUCUGUUUGGGCCGCGAUUGGUCCGGGCCACGCCCAGCUCCUCCGCGACCCCGCGACCCCAGCCUGAAGGUUCCGACCGUCGCCACAGUAACACGGUCCGGCUUAGCGGGAAGUUUGGAGGUCACGGACCCUGUGGACGCCGCAGCGGACCCAUGAAGAUGGAGAGAAUCAAGGUGUGUGUGUGUAUAUGUAUGUGUAUGUUUACCAAUGGUCUCCUCUUCUCUUUAUUUUUUUCCAAUGUUCAUCCAACGUUUUCAUUAUGUUCUCCAGGUCCUGAUGGGCUCAGAGGUGGAGAGUGACUACAAGCAGCCAGAGAACAUGGACACACGGGUGGUGAUGGGCCAGGAGUCCCUGCUCAAGACCAAGGAGACCCUGACAGGGAAGUGCCCAGGCAGACAGAGCAGUCAGGCGAUACCCCUGCCCGGAGGCCCAGUCUUGGAGGUCCCUAUGCCUCCCUCAGAACCCCAGGCCGAGGCUGGGGAAAAGGCCCAACUGGACACAGGGCAGGAGAGAGACAACUCACCUCUGACCCCAAAGAUGGAGCAAGAGCAGGAGAGAAGCCCUGUCCUGCCCAUUAGCCCUCUCCUCACCUCUCUGCUAACCCCCCUCAUGCCUGCCUCCCCUCCCUCCUCAGAGCCAGUCACAGUGGAUGUUAGUUUGACGGGCAGCUUAAGCCCAUUGGAGGCAGGGCUGUCUCCCUAUGGUGAAAUGUCUUUUGUAUGUGCCAUGUAUGCUAUGCCUUCCCUGUCCGAGCCAGCGUAUCCCCCUGCUAUCCUAUCUUUCACUGAGCCGGCCUAUGCCGUGGACCCUCUGAGAGUGGGCGUUCCCUCAUCCCUGGAUCCUGACCUGUACUACACCGCCCCCUCCACCCCCAUCAAGAUGGCUGCUCGCCCCUCACACCUCAAACACCGCUCUUACCCCGGCUCCCCAGCCUCUCCUCUCUCACCAAACUCCCCCUCGGACAGCGAGGACCUGUGCUCCCCCCUCACCUCCCCCUCUGGCUCCUACGUUACUGCGGAGGGGGGCAGCUGGACUUCUUCCACCUCCCCCUGCACCUCCCCCAAUCUGCUCCUGGCAGAGGAGGUGCAGGAGGCACCUGCAUGCUUUGUCAGCUCGCUGUCUGAAAUCGGAGACGAGGUGGGGGAGGAUAGGGGAGCAGUAGGGGAGAGGGCAGAGGAGAGGGGAGGAGGAGCAGCAGAGUGGCGGUUCUGCCUCUAUAAGGGUCUAGCAGAGACUGUGAUCCUGGAGGAGGAGGAGGUGCUGAGAGGGGAGGUGAGAGGGAGGAGGAGUGAGGAAGCGACAGUCUCAAGGGGUAGCUGUCGCCCUCGCUGGGUGACAGAGGACACUUCCCCAUUGAGGAGCAGCAGCGGCAGAAGCACCGACUCCCAGGAAGAGGGAGGGGAGUCGGAGGGCUCGCUCUGCCCAGCAGAGGAUGCUCUGGCUGGGGGACAGCAGUACUCUAGUCCCCUGCUGCAAAGAGGCCUGGAGCUGGAGCUGCAGGCCUGUGUGUCUGAGGAGCUUUACCCUCCCAUUACCAACUCCCCACGGCUGACCUCCAUCUUCUCCCCCUUUUCCCCAGACAUGGGGAACCUAAGCCCUCACACCUCCAGCGUCAACCCUACUUCCCCCAACCUCACCCUGGACACCUGCUCUCCAGAUGUGUCAGACGGGGAUAACUCCAGUCCGUACGGAGAGAUGGGUCCCUUCCUGCUGUUCCCAGGCUCCUACAGUGAUGAUGGAGAAAUGGAGGAGGAGGAGGAGGAGAGGAUGAUCCCAGCCUCUCUGCUUAACUUCCCCCUCCACACCAGCCUCCUCUUCCAGGCAGACUCCAUGGAGAUCACUCUCUUCCCCACAGAGGAGGGGAAUGAAGGGAAUGAUGUGGAUGCGUACGCGGCCGGAGAGGAGGAGGGGGACGUGGAGGAUGAUGAUGAAGAUGAUGAUGAUGAUGAUGAUGAUGAUGAGGAAGAAGUGGAGGCUAAGGUAGAGAUAGAGGAGGCUAAGGUAGAGGUAGAGAUAGGGGAAGAGGUGGAUGAAGAGGAGGGUGAGGAUGUUGAGGAGGAGGGUGAGGGUAAGGCUGUAAAUGACCCAGCUGAAGAGGACACCUCGGCCUCCUUCCUUCAUUCACUGUCGGAGACUUCCAUCAACGAGGGGCUGGAUGAAUCCUUCUGUUUCCAUGACGACACUGACGACUCACUAGACUCUGCCUCUUAUAAUGGCGAGGAGGAUGAGCGGCUGUAUAGCACAGAGAGACAUGCUGAACCACCCACAGAACCACCCACAGGACCACCCACAGAACCACCCACAGAACCACCUACAGAACCACCCACAGAACCACACAAAGCCAAACCUCAGCCUGAAACCAGACCAGAGGCCCACUGCACUGAACCGUCCCAGUCCCAGAGGAGACCUAGCCUAAACAAUCCCCCAGGAGCCAAAGAGCCCAGGCCUGAUGAUCCUCCAGGACCUAGACCACCACAACCUGCACUUGCACCUGCCCAACCUGCGGAAUCAGCCCACCCCGAGUCCUCCAACAGCGGCAGUGAGAGUGAAAUGGAGAUCUCCUCAGAGUCCUCUGACCCUCCUGUCCCUGCUCCUUCUCAGGAGAGCCCUUCUGUCUCUACCCUUACCCCUAAACCUGCUACAACCCCUUACCCUGCUACCCCUACCCUAAAGACUAUCCCUAAGACUACCCCUGCUACCGUGUCAACCCCUAAAACCAAGCCUGCAACUCUCUCUAACCCCAACACUAACCGUGCAACUGCCCCUAACGCUAAAUCUGCUACUGUCUGUACCACUAACACUAACCCUGCUACAGCCUCAACACCACAAAAUAACCCUGCUACUUCCUCCACCCCCAAAACUAUCCCUGCUACCAUCUGUCCACCUGAAAUUAACCCUGCUAUGGUCUCUACCCCUAACACUAACAGUGCUCCUGCCCCUAACGCUAAAUCUGCUACAGCCUUUACCACUAACACUAACCCUGCUACAGCCUCAACUCCAAAAACUACCCCAGCUACAUGCUCUACCCCAAACCCUGCUGCUACUCCUAACACUAACCCUGCUGCUACAAUCGAGGAGACAGCGUCCCACAGCAAUCCUGUCACCCUGGCAACGCAGCCAUCCCAUAACAGCCCUGUGACCCUGGGCAACAGAAACAGGGCCAGCCAAAGCAGCUGCAGAGGAAGUACGGGCUGGUACGGUGAGAGAGGAGGACAAAAGGAGUGGUGCAAAGAGAGAGAAAGACAAACAGAGCGGUGGGGAGAGAGAGAAGGACAAAAAGAGCAGUGGGGAGAGAGAGAAGGACAAAAAGAGUGGUGCAGAGAGAAAGAAAUACAAACAGAGCGGUGGGGAGAGAGAGAAGGACAAACAGAGCGGUGCGGAGAGAGAGAAGGACAAACAGAGCGGUGCGGAGAGAGAGAAGGACAAACAGAGUUGUGCAGAGAGAGAGAAGGAUGAACAGAGCACAGAGACUUCAGAAGAGGACCACACAGAGCAGACAGACAGAGACUCGUUCAAACUACUCAUUAAGCCACGCCCCUCUAAGUCAGACACACCCCGGCCUAAACAGAAGACCUCUGAGCCCUGUAAGCCCCUCCCACGUGUGUUUGGGGUUGCAGCGGCUUCAGUCCGGUCCAACCCGCUUCUGGUGUCAGUGCUGGAACUGGACCAGAAGAACGGGAACAGCAGGCGCUGAAGGUGUGGACUCCCAUCUGGUCCUUGAAGGGACCACUGCCACCAACGACCUGAACAAGGGGGUCCCUCUGCUCUCGUACCCCAAAGAACCUAACCCCAGCAACAUCCCUGUCUCUUCCUGCCCUGAGAGCUCACCUGACCUGGCUAACAACCUGUCCCUGACCCCUGACCUCUGCCCAUGUGACCCCGCCCAGGAGAACCUGAGGGAGAACACCUUGAGCACUGAGGAUGGGGGCCCUGGGGCCCUCGGCUCCCCUCACACACCCCUGGCUGUCUCUCCCAAGAGGGAGAACUCAGAGACAGACACAGGGGGGAGGAGGGGAGCUGGGGGCUGGAGGGCUGAUAGGAGGGAGUUAGGAGCAGGGGCUGGGGCCUGGGGGGCAGGGGAGGCCCUAUCUCUCUCUCUGGGGCAGGGCUGUGGGUUGGAGGCACAGAGCCUGUUACUGUGUGAGGUGGAGGGACAUACGGUUGGACAGACAAUUGGACAGACGAUUGGACAGACACUCUCCGGGCUGCCCAAUGUCGGCACAGACGAGGAUGAGGUGGGUGAUAUAAUGGGGGACGAAGACGACAACAACAGCCUGUGUGGUCGGCCGGACAAGAUGGCAGAUGUCGAGCUCGUGGGAGAGGGUGUGCCAGAGUCCAACCUGUCCAGCUGGAGGUCCAUUGAGGAGAUCUCAGAGGCAGGGGGAGGAGAGGACGGAAGCUCCCGAUUCCCAGAGGAUGAUGUCAGCAACCUGCAGAGUCACCCUGGAAAACAAGGAGGAGCAGGAAAACAACAACGAGUCAGUGUUCCUAUCCUCUGGAAUGCCAACCUGUGUGACUCUGAAUGCCCUGUCGGAAGAGGUGAGACACCAGAGCCAGAGUGUGAGUCUGAGGGCGUCCCUCUCAAACAUACCACUCACAGAGGUGAGACCACAGGCUGCUGUAGCCUCCGAUAGGCCAACAACAUCAACGGACAGCUCAACACACCAAUCAGACACAAGACUGGCUUCCUUGUCCAUGGAAAGCCCUGGGCGUGUCUCACCACCAGGAGGUAAACCACAGACUGUCUCAGACCAGAGCCCUGGUUCAGUAGAGGCAGCCAUUUCCAGACCCAACAGUAACACAGAUCUUAACCCAGCAGUCAAACAGGUAGACCCUGCUCUGUCUCUGCUGGGGGGGGCGUUUGGAUCCUUCAGCCCUAAAAUCAGACCAAGCAACUCCAAGUCAGCCAGACUGUCCCAAGAAACUUCGCCAUCAGUGAGGAAAGACACAGUAGAGAAUGUCCAAGUCUCCCAAAAAACGUCUCUCUCAGUGGGCAAAGACAAAGUAGAGAAGGUCCAAGUUUCCCAAGAAAUGUCCCCAUCAGUGGGCAAAGACACAGUAGAGAAGGUCCAAGUCUCCCAAGAAUGUUCUCUAUCAGUGGGCAAAGACACAGUAGAGAAGGUCCUAGUUUCCCAAGAAAUGUAUCCAUCAGUGAGCAAAGACACAGUAGAAAAGGUCAAUGUCUCCCAAGAAUCUUCCCUAUCAGUGGGCAAAGACACAGUAGAGAAGGUCCACGUUUCCCAAGAAUCUUCCCUAUCAGUGGGCAAAGACACAGUAGAGAAAGUCCAAGUUUCCAAAGAAUCUUCCCUAUCAGUGGGCAAAGACACAGUAGAGAAGGUCCAAGUUUUUCACAAAACUUCCCCAUCAGUGAGCAAAGACAUAGUAGAGAAUAUCCAAGUCUCCCAAGAAAUGUCCCUAUCAGUGGACAAAGACACAGUAGAGAAGGUCCACGUUUCCCAAGAAAUGUCCCCAUCAGUGAGCAAAGACACAGUAGAGAAGGUCAAUGUCUCCCAAGAAUCUUCCCUAUCAGUGGGCAAAGACACAGUAGAGAAGGUCCAAGUUUCCCAAGAAUAUUCCCUAUCACUGGGCAAAGACACAGUAGAGAAAGUCCAAGUUUCCAAAGAAUCUUCCCUAUCAGUGGGCAAAGACACAGUAGAGAAGGUCCAAGUUUUUCACAAAACUUCCCCAUCAGUGAGCAAAGACACAGAAGAGAAGUUCCAAGUUUCCCAAGAAAUGUCCCUAUCAGUGGGCAAAGACACAGUAGAGAAGGUCCAAGUUUCCCAAGAAACUUCCCCAUCAGUGAGCAAAGACACAGUAGAGAAGGUCCAAGUAUUCAGAGAAUCUUCCCUAUCAGUGGGCAAAGACACAGUAGAGAAGGUCCAAGUUUCCCAAGAAAUGUCCCCAUCAGUGAGCAAAGACACAGUAGAGAAGGUCCAAGUCUCCCAAGAAUAUUCCCUAUCAGUGAGAAAAGACACAGUAGAGAAGGUCCAAGUUUCCCAAGAAACUUCCCCAUCAGUGAGCAAAGACACAGUGGAGAAGGUCCAAGUAUUCCAAGAAUCUUCUCUAUCAGUGGGCAAAGACACAGUAGAGAAGGUCCAAGUCUCCCAAGAAUAUUCCCUAUCAGUGAGAAAAGACACAGUAGAGAAGGUCCAAGUUUCCCAAGAAACUUCCCCAUCAGUGAGCAAAGACACAGUGGAGAAGGUCCAAGUAUUCCAAGAAUCUUCUCUAUCAGUGGGCAAAGACACAGUAGAGAAGGUCCAAGUUUCCAAAGAAAGUUCCCCAUCAGUGAGCAAAUACACAGUAGAGAAAGGCCAAGUCUCCCAAGAAUCUUCCCUAUCAGUUGGCAAAGACACAGUAGAGAAAAUCCAGGUUUCCCAAGAAACUUCCCCAUCAGUGGGCAAAGACACAGUAGAGAAGGUCCAAGUUUCCCAAGAAACUUCCCCAUCAGUGAGCAAAGACACAGUAGAGAAGGUCCAAGUCUCCCAAGAAUGUUCCCUAUCAGUGGGAAAAGACACAGUAGAAAAGGUCAAAAUUUCCCAAGGAUCUUCACUAUCGGUGUGCAAAAACACAGUAGAGAAGGUCCAAGUUUCCCAAGAUAUUUCCCUAUCAGUGGGCAAAGACACAGUAGAGAAGGUCCAGGUUUCCCAAGAAAUGUCCCCAUCAGUGAGCAAAGACACAGUAGAGAAAGUCCAAGUUUCCCAAGAAUCUUCCCCAUCAGUGAGCAAAGACAUAGUAGAGAAGGUCCAAGUUUCCCAAGAAUCUUGCCUAUCAGUGGGCAAAGACACGGUAGAAAGCAUGAUAAAACUCUGCUCCCAGCCUCAGCAAGAGGAGACGGUGAGCCAAAGAGAGGGUGGUGGCGGUCAGACGACUGACAGGCACAUUGACCAACCAAAGACGAGCUUGGCCUUAGAAGGGCAGGAGAGCAGUGUUUGUAUCUCAGGGGAAAGAGAGGUGAAGGAGAGAGCAGAGGAGAGAUUCUCUCCAACAGAGAGUGUUCCAGAACCUGCACAGCAUCACAUACCUGAGGGAGAGCUGAGCACAGAGAAAGCCAUCACUCCUCCUCAGCCAAGGAGGAGAGGGAAGCAGAGGAAGCAGAGCAGAGACAGACCCAGUCAGCCGCGCAGACAGGCUCCGUCAGGCUCUGGGUCUACUGAUCAACUUCAGGAACCAGCUCUCCCUGCCAAGACCCCAGCAGACGCCUCCCCACCAGGGAAACAAAAGAAUAAGAACACAAGGGUCCAAAAAUCUGCUGCAGACACCAGACAGAGGACACCUGUGAAAGGCAAACCUGAGGCAGAGUCCGAGAGGAGAGGGGAAAACAGAAACGUCUCUGGUGCCCUGACUCCCCCUAGUCCUACCAACCUCAGCCCCAUCACUCCCGCUCUCCUAGUCAAUCAGGAAGUGAACCCGGAAGUGCACCAGGAAAUGCUUGAUAACAGGCCGCUGCCUGGUUGCCAGGCAGAAAGCAGGAAGGACAUAAAUGAUAACAAUGUGGGGAGUGGCCAUGCCUCCCCUACAGAACAGAAUAGGUCCUCUUCUCCUCCACCUCUUCCCUCCUCCUCUCCUCCCCCACUUUCCUCCUCUCCUCUUUCCUCAUCUCCCCCACCUCUUCCCUCCUCCUCUCCUCCCCCCCUCUUUCCCUCUCCUCUCUCCUCCUCUCCUACCCCCAGUACUUUCACGGUGCCAGCCAGAUGAGGACCUCCCCACCCCCAUACAGGAGUCCCAGCCUCUCCUCACCACAGCCCAGCCUGUCACCCCACUCCUAGACACCCAGCCUCAAUCAACCAAUCUUCAGGCAGCCUCCGCAACCCUUUCUACUACCCAUAUCGCCCUUCUUAAGCACCCCCCUAUACCCACCAAAAGUGUCCCUAUGUCCCCUACCCCCUCCUCAUUCUCAUCUCCACCCACGUCAGCCCUGCCCUCGACCCCCAGCCUUACCCAGCCCACCCAGGAGUCUCUGCCACGGCUGGAGGCUCCAACCACAGUGCCUGUCCUAGACAACCGCAGGCAGGCCCAGCCCCAGCCAAACCUCCUCACCGAGCCCAACAGACAGAUCAAGCCAGGUCAGUCACAAAGCCCACAGGACAGAGGUGAUUUACACUCAAGAGAGAUAGGGGUGUGGGGUGAUAUGAUUUUCUCUUUUUGGUAAUCAAGAAUCAGUGAAUCAUGAAUCAGUCCUACCUGUGUGAACUUGUAUUUUGUUGCAGAUGGGAUGGACAUAGACAGUGAUGCCGAUGACACUGCUGUUCCUCUACGACAUCACAUGACUCAGCCCAGGGGGAUUGUGGGAAAAUCUUCUCAUAAAGAGUCUGGCUCCUCCAAUCAGCGAGAGAUACUGCUUCACUCCUCCCACCAUCCAACUGACAGACAGACAGACUGUCCAAUCAGCCAUAAGGAUUCACAGGAGCAGGACCUGUCCUUCAAAUACAACGGUACGUGCUCUCCAAAUCCAUCUCUCUCUCUCUCUCUCUCUGUCUGUUUCUCUCUGUCUCCUUGAGAAAGUGAUUCUGAGUAGUGACCUAUGACCUUCCUCACACACACAGAUGGCUCUGAAUAAGUCUAGUGGUCCUGCUGUGGUCCUGAUGAAGGACAUACUUUAGAUUCUAGGAAGGCUUCUCAAUACUACCCUGUCGACCACAGAACACUGCUGCAGCUACUGAAUAAUGGAGGAGAAAUACUCAGAGAGAGGAUCAUUUUAUUCAGGAGGAAUACUGUUAUUGCACAUCUUUCAAUAGAGGUUAUUUCAGGGCAACCGUCAGUCAACCUGAAACCUCUGAGUCAAUCUAGCUAAAACUGACCUCCCGGUAGAUGAUACGUACAUAGAAUCAUGGAUGGGGAUUUAUGUGUACCGUAUGUGUGGUAGCACUGCAGAAUAAGGAACACUGCUACUUGCAUUGAAACACAGUAGUACUGAAUGUAAUUAUGCAUCAUAACAUGCAUGUUCCAUAACAUAGAGAUGAAAUAACAUUGCUAUUUAAUGAGGUGAUCUAUUUCUCCUCUAAGAUCGGUGAUUAGGUUAGCCAUAGAGCUUUAUGAUGGACUGUCCCAUUACCAGAGUGCUAACGAUCUACACCAUGUCCUCAUCAUCUACAUCUCAGUCAUUAGUUACCAUAGCAAUGAGGAUGUGAUGCAGUCCUCUGAGAGUAACAGUGUGUGUGUGUUCCACAGUGGGCUCCUGCAAUGAGUCGGAGAGUGAGGGAUCAGUGCCAGAGUUGGAAGAACCAGAGCGGGUGCCACUGAGAUCCUCAGAACCCCAGGUGAGUCUACCGUGUGUGGGCAGAGAACACUCUAGAAGUCCCCUCACCUCCAAGGGUGGAAACCUUGCUUUCACUGUGUGUUAUGUAAUAACAUAUUGAUAAGUCAUUAACUUUAGGUAGUGGGGUAAGAAGGAUGUGUGUUGUGGGGCCUGUAUUUUCUGAAUGGGUCGCAGCCUCAGAGAUCUGUUCUAUAUUAUCAGUCUUGAUAUGGGUAAACUACUGUAGAAUGUUCUCAGGUUUGAUGUGUUGAAUUGAUUUUGUUGUCCUCCCUUCCCUCUCAGCCUAUUUCUCCUGCUGAUGAGGGGAUAAACAGACCUAAGCAGAGCCGCAGUGAGAAGAAGGCCCGCAAGGUGAGAUGUGAACACAGAGCUGCUCCAUGCGGCAGACUCAGCUAAUCAAACACAGAGCAAAUGUGUGUGUAUUCUGUGUGUUUGGCCGCGUCAUGGUGAAAUCAGUGUGUGUGUGUGUGUGUGUGUGUGUGUGUGUGUGUGUGUGUGUGUGUGUGUGUGUGUGUGUGUGUGUGUGUGUGUGUGUGUGUGUGUGUGUGUGUGUGUGUGUGUGUGUGUGUGUGUGUGUGUGUGUGUGUGUGUGUGUGUGUGUGUGUGUGUGUGUGUGUGUAGUCUCCCGAGUGGCGCAGUGGUCUAAGGCACUAUAUUGCAGUGCAAGCUGUGCCACUAGAGAUCCUGGUUCCAAUCCAGGCUCUGUCGUAGCUGGCCGUGACCGGGAGACCCAUGGGGCGGCGCACAAUUGGCCCAGCGUCGUCCAGGAUAGGGGAGGGAAUGGCCGGCAGGGAUGUAGCUCAGUUGGUUGAGCAUGGCGUUUGCAACGCCAGGGUUGUGGGUUCAAUUCCCACGGGGGGCCAGUAAAAAAAAUUAUAUAUAUAUUUUAAAAAAAGAAUGAUGUAUGCACUCACUAACUGUAAGUCGCUCUGGAUAAGAGCGUCUGCUAAAUUACUAAAAUGUAAAUGUAAGUGUGUGUGUGUGUGUGUGUGUGUGUGUGUGUAGGCCAUGGGUAAGCUGGGCUUGCGGCCGGUCCACGGUGUGACCAGGAUCACUAUAAGGAAGUCGAAGAGCAUCUUGUUUGUCAUCAGCAAACCUGACGUCUUCAAGAGCCCCGCGUCAGACAUCUAUAUCGUGUUCGGAGAGGCCAAGGUGACCUCCUAACCUUCUCUCUCUCGCUCACUCUCUCUCUCUCUUUUACCCCCUCUCUCUUUAUACCCCUCUCUCUCUUUUCUCUCAUCUACAUUGUGUUCAGAGUCAAGGUGACCUCUCUCUCUCUUUCUCCUCCCUCUGUCCUUCUUGCUGUACUCUCUCUCAUCCCUCUCUCUCAUCUCCUCUGCUCCCCAGAUAGAGGACCUUGUCUCAGCAGGUGCACAAGGCAGCAGCAGAGAAGUUUAAGGUUCCGGUGGAGCCGUCCCCCCUGGCGCCCCCUGCACCACCCAGCCUCACCAUCAAGGAGGAGAGCGAGGAGGAGGAGGUACGGAUAUGUAUGCUCACUCAUUACGUCAAGGAAAAACACCAAUCUUUACACUAUUCUCACUCUUUCAUGUGCAGUAGUUAUUUUAGAUCUUAAUAUGAAACAAUUCUGUCUAGUGUUGCUAUAUUGCAGUCCUCUCUACUGCAGUAGUGGAAAAAGUACCCAAUUGUCAUACUUGAAUAAAAGUAAAGAUACUUUAAUAGGAAAUGACUCAAGUAAAAGUCACCCAGUAAAAUCCUACUUGAGUAAAAGUCUAAAAGUAUUUGGUUUUAAAUAUAAAGUAUCAAAAGUAAAUGUAAUUGCUAAAAUAUACUUAAGUGUCAAAAGUAAAAGUAAUAAUCACUUCAAAUUCCUUAUAUUAAGCAAACCAGACGGCACCAUUUUCUUGUUUAAUUUAUGGAUAGCCAGGGGAGAAGCAUGUGUUUAGUGACUCUGCCAGAUCAGAGGCAGUAGGGAUGACCAGGGAUUUUCUCUUGAUAAGUGUGUGAAUUAGACCAUUUUCCUGCCCUGCUAAGCAUUCAAAAUGUAACGACUACUUUUGGUUGUCAGGGAAAAUGUAUGGAGUAAAAAGUACAUCAUUUUCUUUAGGAAUGUAGUGAAGUAAAGUACAGAUACCCAAAAAAACGACUUUAGUACAUUCAAGUAUUUUUUACCACUGCUCUACUGUAAUUAGCCUGAUGGCUAAUAAGAACUGUAGCAUUGUGUUCCAUGUUCAGAAGUGUUCCAUAGUGCAACUGACCUUGACCUCUGUCAGGUGGACGAGGGAGGUCUGGAGCAGAGGGAUAUAGAGCUGGUGAUGGCCCAGGCUAACGUGUCCCGUUCUAAAGCUGUCCGCGCACUCAGACACAACACGAACGACAUCGUCAACGCUAUCAUGGUGAGGAGGGAGGGAUGAAGGAAUCUGUAGUUACUCACUAUGUCCACUAAAUGUCACUGUUGGGCCUACAGUUGCGGUUAUGAUCUGCUGAUGAUUGCAACGGUGCUUUUUCAACAGGUCUUGAAAAAAAAUAAGAAAAGCUUAACAAUGUACGUUCUUCACGCAUCCAACCCCAAGUUAUUCUCUCCUUCUCACUUUCUCAUUCUUCUCUCCCCAGGAGCUGACCAUGUGAGAGGACCCC